Molecule: messenger RNA, 1431 nt
Organism: Symbiodinium necroappetens
Lineage: Eukaryota; Dinophyceae; Suessiales; Symbiodiniaceae
Source: the annotation of a GenBank genome assembly
AUGACAAUCAUCCUCCUCGGGAUCUUCACUUUCAUGAAUCUUUGUUGUUUGCACAUCCCCGCUUUUCGUGUUGAAGCUACCAGCUCUGCAGAGGCCGACCGUGAAUUCGCUCGGAAAGUCCAUGCUGCUGAGGCCGUGGGCUCCAUCACAGAGGCAAAGGAGCCCACGUUGCCGGAGCUCCUGAAGGAGUUGGGCGACUGGGACUCCCGAGUCCGUUCAGAUGCAGCUCGGAAAUUGGGCUCCAUGGGCAAGGAGGCCGUGCCGGGUCUCCAGAAAGCAUUGGGCGACGACCUGUUUGGGGUCCGCAUCUCUGCCGCGUAUUCAUUAAAGGCAAUCGGCAAAGACGCAGCAGAAGCCGUGCCGGAGCUCCGGAAAGCUUUGGGCGACUCUGAUGAUAAUGUAAUCCAAGCUGCCGCUGAAGCAUUGGCCUCCAUGGGCACACAGGCAAGAGAAGCCGUGCCGGAGCUGCGGACAGCUUUGGCAGGCAAAUGUUUCAAAACAUUUCUCACAACAUUUCUCUGCAAAGCUGUCGUUGCAGCAUUGGGUUCCAUGGGCCCACAGGCAAGAGAUGCCGUGCCGGAGCUUCGGAAGCAACUGCACGACUCACUUAGUGACUGGGUCCGCGAAGAAGCAGCUAAAGCAUUGGGCUCCAUGGGCACAGAGGCAAAAGAAGCCGUGCCGGAUCUCCGGAAGGCAUUGGGCCGUGACGGGGAGGAUCGGGUUCGCUUAGCUGCCCUUAACGCAUUGGUCGCCAUGGGCACAGAGGCAAAAGAAGCCGCGGCGCCGGAGCUGCGGAAGGCCUUGGGCGACUCUUACCUGUCUGUCCGCACAGCUGCCGCUGAAGCCUUGGUCUCUAUGGGCGCACGGGCCGUGCCGGAGCUCCGGAAGGCUUUGGGCGACUAUGGGUCUGCCCGCGAAGCUGCACUUAGAGCGUUGGCCACCAUUGGCACAGAGGCAAAAGAAGCCGUGCCGGAGCUCCGGGAGGCUUUGGAUCAUGACGAUGACCGGCUUGUCCGCUUAGCUGCAGCUAGAGCAUUGGGCUCCAUGGGCACGGAGGCAAAAGAAGCCGUGCCGGAGCUGCGGAAGGCCUUGUGGGACGAUGACACGUCUGUCCGCACAGCUGUUGCUGAAGCCUUGGUCUCCGUGGGCGCACGGGCCGUGCCGGAGCUCCGGAAGGCUUUGGACCGCGAAGCUGCACUUAGAGCAUUGGCCACCAUGGGCACGGAGGCAAAAGAAGCCGUGCCGGAGCUCCGGGAGGCUUUGGAUGACGAUGACCCGUUUGUCCGCUUAGCUGCAGCUAGAGCAUUGGGCUCCAUUGGCACAGAGGCAAGAGAAGCCGAGCCGGAGCUGCGGAAGGCCUUGCGCGACGAUGACACGUCUGUCCGCACAGCUGCCGCUGAAGCCUUGGUCUCCAUCUUCGCACAGUCCUGA